UGGAGUUGUCUCCUUUGAGCCAACCUGCAGAAAGUUCUUCAUAAAGUGCUGCAGGUGUAUCUGCAUCAAGUUUUCUGCAUGUCAAUCAGGUGAGGUUCUGGGGUUGGGAUCCGGUUCUGGAGGUUUGGACUAUUGUGUGCACAAAGACUGAACACUAAAGCUAAAUACUAUGCAUAAACCAGGACAGGUUCCGUGGAGGGGAAAGUAGGUGUUCCAGUUUGAGCUGAAAACCUUCGAAGCUGCUGUUGCAAUAACACUUAUAGCCAACAGGGGGCGACAGAGCCCCAUAGAAACUAAAGGUUUUCCAGGAGGGGGGGACGAUCAUUCAGAACCAGAACAUACAACCAGAAUAGACUUUAACAAAUUAAUGAAUAGCAAAAAAGAAAAAAAAGACUAAAUAAAAAUAAAACUUUUUUAUUUAUUAUUUUUUUAUAUAAAUUAUCUGCAUGUUUUUUUUAAUCCCAAAUUCCAGUGCCCCCUCCCUUUGGCUCUUCGGCUUAAGCACUGACACACAGCAGCGAGAACAAAAGGCGGGAUUUUAUUGAGCAAAUGCUCAAACUAAACAACAAUAUGGACAAACACCUCCAGAGGAAAAUUACAAAGAAAUAUAUAUUUUAAUGGAAUUUUAAAAAUUAAAAAUAUGUUUAUUUAGCUGCACUUUGGGUAGAGUUAAAACUUUUAAUGUUUUAUUAUUUUACACUAAUUUCAGAAAUUAUUUUAUUUACUUGUUAUUUUAACACAAAUAAUACAACACAUUUUAAAAAUAAAAACAUAGUAAAACAAAUUAAAGAAUGAACGAAAUGUUGUUUUUCUGAAUCUUUUGGUGAAUUUUCGGGCUGCCUCCGUCUGUUGUUUCCUCCCGCGCGGAGGCCGGCGGCGCGCGGCCGCUGCUGCAGGUGGAUGAACACCUGAGCGCCUUGACUCUGGAGCAGACCCUCUCAGGUGUUUGGGGCCCAAGAGGGGCAGACGCUGACUGCCAACCGUUAGGAAUUACAGAACAAACGCAACAUCAAAUAAAAAAGAAAAUAAUUUUAAAAGUUUCUACGAAUAGAAAAAUAAAAAAAUAAAAAAUAAGAGAAACAUAAAUAAAAACUAAAGAUUUGCGCGCGGCUGAUCUGCUGUUUGUGCCACAGAAUUAAAAAUAGUCCCGCUGCGUUUACCGCAGGCCCUCACGCAAAGCUGCGCGCUACCUUGUGCUGUUCUGGUUCAGAUGAAUGAGUUAAAUGUCCCGGAGAUAUGUGCUCGCGUGUGCGCGCGUGCGCGGUCGCUUGACUCUGGACGAAUCCGUUCCGUGUUGCGCGCUCGAGUCCGCCUCUCCGCGCCCCUGCUUCCCAUUGACGCACUUUUUAAGCGUCUUCCUCUUCUCCACCUUAAGGCAGCAGCAGCGACCAAUCACCAUGCCAUUACAGCCUUCAGAGGAAGCUGUUUAUGGGGCUGCAGCGCUAAUUAGGCUCAUGAACUAACAAAUCUGCCCGGACGAAGCUGCUGAGGAAAGCGAUCACAUCCAUGGAUUAGUCUGGGAGUCGCCGGACGCCUUUUGGUUUCGACGCUGCGUUUUUUUCCAACUUGUUUGCUGCGUAAAAACUUUCCCUUUCCGUGGGUGUGGAGUAUUUUCACAGCACGAGCGCCUGCGACGACUUCCACCUAAACUGGGGAAUCUGGACUAUCAGACCAUGUUUCAACCCACACCCAAGAGGUGUUUUACGAUAGAGUCUUUAGUGGCGAAGGAUAAUCCGGUUCCGGUGUCCCGUUCGGAGGAGCCCAUCAGGCCCGCGGCUCUCAGCUAUGCAAACUCCGGCCAGAUGAACCCGUUUUUGAACGGCUUUCACUCCGGCGGCAGGGGCGUGUACUCGAACCCGGACUUGGUGUUCGCCGAGGCGGUGUCUCAUCCGCAGAACUCCGCGGUGCCGGUGCAUCCGGUGGCCCCGCCGCACGCGCUGGCCGCACACCCGCUUUCAUCUUCACACAGUCCGCACCCGCUUUUCGCCAGCCAGCAAAGGGACCCCUCAACCUUCUACCCCUGGUUAUUACACAGAUAUAGGUACUUGGGUCACAGAUUUCAAGGAAACGAAACGAGUCCAGAAAGUUUCCUUUUGCACAACGCGCUGGCCAGAAAGCCGAAGAGGAUCCGGACGGCGUUCUCGCCCUCGCAGCUCCUCCGGCUCGAACACGCGUUUGAGAAAAACCAUUACGUGGUGGGAGCAGAAAGGAAGCAGCUCGCGCACAGCCUUAGCCUCACGGAAACUCAGGUAAGAACCGAGGGAAGUGGUGCGGCUGCAGGCCAGGCCAUGGGGAGGGUUCCGGUGUGUCCGGGAACGUUUCGUCUUCAGCUCGUGCGCCUCACCGGCUCACCUCCAUGUCAUUUCCACCCCUUUAUAAAGCAGAGGACAGAAAUGCAGCUUUUACGCACGAGUCCGUAGGUUUUACGCACGAGCUGACAGACGCAGUUUUUGUUUAUUUCUGGAAAAUUAUAUUUUUUAUACAAUCAGCCUCUGAACCGGGGCCCGUUAACGCACGUUGUCCUUAGAGGACGGAUGACUGGGGGCAGGGGGGGUCUUUCUGCUGGAUCAAAUCCACAGUCAUUGUGUAGGCCUAACCUCAUUUCAGCAGGGCUUGAAUUACUUUGUUUUGAGGGGGGGUGCAGCCUUUCAAAAUGGAGGGCAAAUUAACCAGUUAACCAUUUUAUGGGACAGAGGACUCAAAGAGCGAGAUGGCUUCAGAGACCCCCCCUCCCCUCCUCGCCAUAUUUAAGAUGCUGUCGGAGCCCAUCAGCCGGUGCCUUUUGUCCGCGGUGUCUCCUCUGGACGGCGGGGCCUUUUGGAGCUGAAGGGAGAAAUGAAGCGUCACACACUUCAAUUAGGCCACUGAAGGCUGAUUAAAUGCACCUCCGCUUCCGUUUAGGAGCUACAGGAGCUGCAGAGGAAUAAAGCAGGAGCAGAUCAUUGAUCGAUCUCUGUGUUGUUAAUUCCCCGCGGCACUAAUUAUUGACAAAUCCGUUUAAGUGGCCUGUAAACGGCGGGAAGAGCUACACUUUUUAUUUGUAUUUCUUCCUUAAAACAUUUAAACAAUGUCAAACAUUAAAAAAUAUAUAAACUUUCAGCUGUUUGAAAAAUGUUUCAUUGACUCAUUUAUUUUCAUGAAGUGUUCUUUCUGAUGAUCCCGCAGGUCACGUGUGUGUUUGUAUGUUAAUACUAAUUCUAGAAUAAGUUCUAAGUUUAUAUUUAUCAAUUUUCUAAUUUUAUUUUUGUGGACAAUACUUUGACCUCUUUUGGAGCUUGACGCGUUUGG
Messenger RNA from Oryzias melastigma (Indian medaka), 3288 nucleotides. It is a transcript of the gene emx2, whose product is annotated as empty spiracles homeobox 2. Gene Ontology annotation, biological process: regulation of DNA-templated transcription; central nervous system development; brain development. Gene Ontology annotation, molecular function: DNA-binding transcription factor activity, RNA polymerase II-specific; DNA binding. The record is from RefSeq and is a predicted model, not a curated record. The transcript has 2 exons. Bases 1674 to 2420 code for a protein of 248 amino acids. Lineage: Eukaryota; Metazoa; Chordata; Actinopteri; Beloniformes; Adrianichthyidae.